Ailuropoda melanoleuca (giant panda) is the source of this 270-nucleotide messenger RNA. Its product is annotated as peptidyl-prolyl cis-trans isomerase FKBP2-like. NCBI's taxonomy places the organism in Eukaryota, Metazoa, Chordata, Mammalia, Carnivora, Ursidae. Gene Ontology annotation, biological process: protein peptidyl-prolyl isomerization. The record is from RefSeq and is a predicted model, not a curated record. The coding region runs from base 1 to 270 and encodes 89 amino acids. Gene Ontology annotation, cellular component: endoplasmic reticulum. The transcript has a single exon. Gene Ontology annotation, molecular function: peptidyl-prolyl cis-trans isomerase activity.
AUGCAUUACACGGGAAAACUGGAAGACGGGAUGGAGUUUGAUAGCAGCUUAACUCGCGAUCAGCCCUUUAUCUUCUCGUUGGGCACUGGACAAGUCAUCAAAGGCUGGGAUCAGGGCCUGCUUGGGAUGUGCGAGGGUGAGAAGAGGAAAUUAGUCAUUCCCUCCGAGCUGGGUUAUGGAGAUCGGGGGGCACCACCCAAAAUCCCAGGCGGCGCCACGUUAAUUUUCGAAGUUGAGCUCUUGAAGAUCGAACGGCGGCAAGAACUAUAG